Molecule: messenger RNA, 1146 nt
Organism: Sipha flava (yellow sugarcane aphid)
Lineage: Eukaryota; Metazoa; Arthropoda; Insecta; Hemiptera; Aphididae
Product: ubiquitin-like protein 7
Exons: 4
Coding region: 187-1146 (319 amino acids)
Molecular function (GO): protein binding
Source: RefSeq, a predicted model, not a curated record
UAUGAAUACGGUUCAAAUUUUCGGAGUCUAAUAUUUUAUACAAUUGAAGGACCACGUCUAUUAAAUUUGCAGUUAAUAUCCAAAUUAAUAUCAGACUGCACAAGACUGCGUUUGUCUCUUUCUUGUUGUUUUCAACAUUCUUGGUGAAUAACAAGGAUCAUAUACAAUAUUUUACCUGGAAACGCAAUGGCAAUAAUUAACGUUAAAGUGCGAAAAAACUCAGGAAUGGAUCUUGCUUACAGUACUAAAAUACAUAUUGACAUGGACCAAACUGUUACCGAUUUGAAGAAUUAUCUAUACGAAAAGGAUAACACUCUAGACCUCGAACGAUUAAUUAUUAUUUAUUGCGGAGAAUGUUUAGAAGAUGAGGAAACUCUUACUCAUUACAAUUUAUUCGACGGAGCUACAGUGCAUGUGUAUACAGACCUUAAACCAGCGAAGUCGUCUAUGCAUUCAGUACUUGAAGCCAAACCUGAUAAAUCGUUAAUAGAAUCAGUUUUUCAUGCAUUCUUACAUUUCCCAAGUCAAAGAGCUAAAGUGAUGAAACUUGUUGAGGCAGAAAAUAUUCAUAAAAUUAUCAUAGACACUCCGGAAUUGAGUGAAGAUCCUGUUGCCGUUACACUAUUACAACAUUUCGAAUUAUUAGCGGAAAACUAUAAUGCAGAAAAUAUCGAUCGCUUCAUAAAUGAUAAUCCUGCAUUGUCAUUAGCUAUAUGGAGGAUUGGUUUAACUAUUUUUAACAAAACUGAUUCGCAGGUCCAAACUUCAAGCCCAGACGGAAGUGUUAUUAAUUAUAACACCGAAGAAUAUUUGUUUCCUGCUAUUGAGGUCAGUAGUCAAUCUUUAUCUAGAAAUUUAUCCCCUAGACCUAUUACUGCUGAGGAGUUAGAGCAUGCCUUAGCAAGUAUAACACAACAACUACAGCCUAGUACUAGUGGUGCAAGUACAUCUAAUGCAAACGAAAGAAAUUUGUUAUCAGAACAACAUCAAGAAAUUCAACGUACUCGUUUAGGUACUCAUAAUAUAAUUCAGGAAACACAGCAAAUUCUAAAUAAUUUAGAAAAUUCAAUUCAAUCAUUUAUAAACAACAUCAACAACUCAGACAUCCCGCCCAAUGACACAGAUCAUAACAGUGAUGUUGAUUAA